AUGGGAGGCUGUAUGGGAACAUCGAGAGAUCCGAGUGUUCGAGUCAGUUCCAGCGAUCAAUUUGGUAGUACUCCGGGAGGUAUUUGCGUAAAAUUUUCUACUAGCCACAUUUUGCUGUGGCAUGUUCUAAGGCUCAAGGUCUGGUACCAGUCGAAUCAAAGUGGUUUCAUAGUGUCAACUGACGCUUGCUGUUUGUUUUUUCUAGUUACUUUGGGUCGAAAUCAGCCGUUGAAGAAGGAACGUCCGCCAUGGACUUCGGAAAUGCCGCUCACAGAGGGCCAACUCAGGUCCAAAAGGGACGAGUUUUGGGAAACUGCGCCAGCUUUUGAAGGGCGGAAAGAGAUUUGGGAUGCGUUGAGAGCGGCAGCCGAAACAGAUGACCACACUUUGGCACAAGCAAUCGUUGAUGGUGCAAACAUAACACUUCCCACUGGUAAGUUAAAGUUUAUGCUCGAAUUUACGCUUUGCUGAAUCAUGUCUAUUUCAAGUUCCGUUGAACGAAGCGUAUCGAAGGAACCUCACGCAAAUAUAUUUUCAUCUCUGUGGCUUCUCUAGACUUAACAGGGAUUUAGAUGUCAAUAUUAUAACGACUAUUAAAUGCUUUUAAAUGUAGUUCCUUUGUUAAGUGCGUCGUUAGGUGUCUGCGAUGCUGUACCGCAAGUUUCGAUCACUAACGACUUCUAAGUUUACAGAGCAAUAUAAGUUGUCACGUCUUAGAAAAAUGAGAUAUGUAUGUUUAAUCACUGUCCGCAUAACAGACCUAAAUGGCCCCUUUAGUUGUCGAAUUUCAUUAAUUUUUAUUUCUUCAUGUCUCCGUAAUGAAAGUAGUCGGUAAAAAAUAAUAGCAUAUUUUUCAUUGUCAUUUUUCAUUGUUUUACAAGAUCAAAUAUGUUUGAAUUUUUACGUGAACACUAUGAAACUGACAAUUUUUACGACGAUUGCUACAGAUAAUUUGGCAUGUAUUUUGAAAAGAACGCAAGAAUUUGUUUAGUUCUAUAAUGACAAAAAUGGGAACUCUUAGCCUUAUUUUGGACUGGGACCAUUCACAAUCAAUUAUAAAAUGGGAAUGGGAGUUUUUUCAAGAUCGCAGACCUUGCACUGUAGAGACCAUGAAAUUUUUUUUAAGUGGUUUUCUAGCUACUAGGCUUACACGGUUGCAUACUUUUCAGUUUUCCUGGUCAGCGGACAGAUGACAGUGAUCACUAAGAUUAAACAGACAAAAUUUUAGAAAUCACGACGAAAUAACGCUACAGAUAAUUUUUUGUUGCAAACUGUAUUUUGAAAAGAACGUAAGAAUUUGUUUAAUUCUAUAAUGUAUAAAAGAGCAUUCAUGUUUAAUGAAAUUUAAUUUCAAAUUCAACCACUUGACUUCGACAGUUGACUACCAUGGAUGACAGAGGUUUUCUCGCUCCCCAGUGGCAAGAAGUGACUCACUUUUGUGGCUCACCCAUUCAAUUCCAUUGCCCCUAAAGAAUAACAGUUGAAUUUCCAUGUACUCUACAAGCACCUCUUAAAAGAAAGCACUUGCUAUAAGCAGCCCCCUCUCUAAUAAGCCCUCCCACCCCCACCCCUGCAUAAGUUAAUGGUGAGAGGGAUAAAUAAUUAUGCAGAUCGAGUAAACUGAAGAAGAAUAACAAGAAGAUUUAUUUGUAAAUGAAUGUAGCCUUUAGAACAGUAUAUCUCUACAACAACUCACAACUCUGGACUUGAUUUAAACAGCAGAAAUGCCUCUGCCAAACUAAACACAACCUCCGUCUCACUUUAUUAAACAUGGCCUCUGCCAAACUCUCUUUGCUUUUUAAAAUGAGUUAAACUUUAUGCUAUUAUUUGUUUGCUUGUUUACUUUCGAAGUCAAAUUCUAGAACCUUCAAAAAAGUCUUAAUUAUUAUUUUACAAUUACAUAGCAUACCAAAUUAAUUAUUUACAAACACUUACAUGAGUUUUUAAAAUAAACAAACCGAGAAUACAAUUUAAUCGAGAAACUCCUAGCAUUAUGUCUCACUAGUCACUAUAAAAUUUAAAAAAAGAUGAGGCAAGGGAGCACAAGGAAGCCAAUAGGGCUUGUGUAUACGACUACCUUUAAAAAAUGUAUUAUCUAAUUAAUAAAUAAAAUACUGACAUCGGCAAGGCAAUUUACCACUAAGCAUGUGCAAAUUCUCUAGAACAGAAAAUGAUCAUUAAAUAGGAUAAGAAUAGAUAAGGCUGAAUGUGUAAGUGCAAAAAUGAAAAAGAAAAGAUGAGAAAAAAAUAAUGCAAGAAUAUAUGUUGCAGAUGUACUGUAAUUUAACCUUGGUUAGUAACGUCUACAAAGCAGUGCCGAUAUCCUUGUUCUGGGCCUCCUAUGGACUCAACAAUAAUUUACCAGAAGAUUAUUUCAAAUUUCCUAUCAUCUUGAUUAGCAAAUGCACAGCUUGCAGGUUCAGUUGUAUGCACCUUUGCACACAUCUGUGGUGGUCUGAUGAUGUGUGUGUUGUAAACUUAAGUCACACUUGGUUUAGUUGACUUGUUCACCUAGUAAAUGUAUGCCUUCGUGGUUAAUAUGCUCACACUGUGGGUCGCUGAACCUCCAUUGACUAUAAUGUUCUGCAAUAAUUUUGACAAAUGGAACAGUAGAGCUGAAAUUAAUAUUUCUGGAAUUGCAUAUGUGUUAGACGUCAUUCUGAAGGAUGGCUGCUUCAGUUAGAUAUCUGCAGGAAAAACAAUGGUUUAUAGCCUGUCCCUUUUGAAUAAUAGAUGGGAGAGGAAGUUGGCUGUAACUAAAUUUAAAAUUUAAACCGUUUUUGAAGGGGUUUGGGGGAGGGGGGUGGUGGUCCAGUUAGCAGGGCUCUACUGUAUACCAUUUACUCUACUAAAAUUUAUUUAUCUGUCAGGAUCCUUACAAGAUGCUUAUGAUGAACUGGGCAACAGAUAUGUUCUUCCAGUUUACUGCAUCAGCAGGCCAACUAAUCUAAUUAAGGAUGAGGAUGUUAGUGGGGAGACGAGCAAAGAGGACGAUGAUGAAAACGAAACUCCACCGACUGGAGAUGAACUGUACAUUAAACUUCGAUUGUCUUCUGGAAAGGACCUGAAAAUGACUGUUUACACUUCUGAUACUGUCCUUAAAAUUAAAAAGAAGCUUCACAAACUGGAAGGGUUUGAGCCUUCAAAGCAAAGAUGGUUUUAUGCUGGACGAAUGUUAACUGACAAGACAACAAUAGGAGAAGCUAAAAUUCCCAAAGGCUAUGUUGUGCAAGUCAUUUUGCCUCAGCCAACGCCAGUUGAAAACUAGAAAUGAGACUAUAAUGUGUUAUAAGAGGGCUGGAUACAUUGAUUGUUUUGUUAUGGAAAUAUGAAGGAUUAAUAACAUUUAUGUUAUAAUUUUAAAGCAUUAUUAUUUCAUGGAGAAUUUUCAGGUAAAAAACAAUGAUCUUGCAUUUUUUUUUAAUUUAAUGGUUGAUACAGUUCCUAUUUAA
Messenger RNA from Porites lobata, 3452 nucleotides. The record is from the annotation of a GenBank genome assembly. NCBI's taxonomy places the organism in Eukaryota, Metazoa, Cnidaria, Anthozoa, Scleractinia, Poritidae.